Messenger RNA from Ceratitis capitata (Mediterranean fruit fly), 1281 nucleotides. RefSeq lists its product as uncharacterized. The coding region runs from base 1 to 1281 and encodes 426 amino acids. NCBI's taxonomy places the organism in Eukaryota, Metazoa, Arthropoda, Insecta, Diptera, Tephritidae. The record is from RefSeq and is a predicted model, not a curated record. The transcript has a single exon.
AUGUUGGAUUCACGAAAAAGCAUUUUGCUACUCUUCACUUUCCCACUGCUCAUCGCACAAUUGACAGACUCGUACACUUGGAACUUCCAGCAGGACACAAACUUUAUUGAUGUGAGGCGAAUCAUAGGUAAAAUCAACUCGGAACGUAAAAUAGAUACGAUCCUCCUUAUGAACGCGCGCAAUACCAGCAAGUGCUGCCUCUCCGAUGAGGACAUUAAAAUUCUUAGCGCCAAUAAUACCGUUAAACUAUUGUGGUCGGGAAGUAAUUGCGCGAGCUCCACCGAGCGCCUCAAUUCGGAAAUGCUUCUCAUACGUUGUGUGCCGGAGAACUUUGCAGCAGAACAUUUGGAUCAAAUGGUCAUUUGCCUACAGAAUAGACGUAAUGUGCGUAUGCUGUUUAUCUGGAGUAGCGAAUAUACGAAGGUGUCGCCGCAGCAACAAGUGAAACUGAUGCAGGAGCAAGAGCAACUCUUCAAAUAUUGUGCCUACAGACGUUUACUCAAUGUGAUUGGCAUUUACAGAGACUACCUGAGCGAGGGACACUACUACACUUACACUUAUUUUCCACAAUUUCAGCUGCAACGAAAAUCGUUAGCCGACGAUUGCUUUCCCGACCGUGUUAAGGACAUAAAGGGUCUUGCCAUACGCACUGUACCCGAUCAACUCGAACCCUGGAGUCUGGUUUGGUACGAUCGUAUGGGCAAUGUAAAAAUCACUGGAUUUCUGACAAAAAUCUUAAAUGAAUUCGCCGCCAGAAUAAAUGGUAGUAUUACCUAUCCGGUAGCAGUCCAACCGGGGUCUUUCACUGGCAUGGGAGUCUCAGUGGCUCUACUACAAAAUAACUCCAUCGAUAUAGUUACGGGCGCUAUUUCAACUACAGCCCUCGAUAUAGGCUACUCCUCCGUGCUAUUGCAAUUGGAUUGGAUUUUUAUGUUACCCGUGCCACCACAAAUACCCGACAGCGAGCUUCUCUUAUAUCUCCUUAAUUCAGUGCUGGGUUUGUUUCUGUUAAUCUUCCUCUUCGUCUUCGCUUUCGUGCUCACUUGGCAGAAUUUGCAUUUGCGACGUGCUUGCUCAGUUCGAUUGAGCUUACAGUUCUUUUGCUGGAUUCUCAUCAACGUGGUGCUACGAAGUGUGAUCGGCCAACCAUCGUGCACACGCGUACGUGUUUCGGCGAAAUUCCUCAAACGUUUUUUGCACAUUCUUCUGCUAUUCAGUGGCAUUUUUAUGAGCACCUUGAUAUCUGCUAGUCNCUUGGCCGCCCUCAAGCCCAGCGCAUGA